UAAGCCAGAAUUUAAUUUUUUCGAGUCUCUUUGGCUUCUUCAAUACCGUACGACCGCGAUAGCUUCGCAACAGGCCCGACACAACAAUGGCGCCAAUUGACCCCGCCGCCGCCAAGGCUGAAAAGAAGGCGAAAAAGGAGAAGAAGCGAGCCCGAGAAGAAGAUGCAGCUGCCGACACAGAGCGAAAGCAUAAAAAGUCAAAGAGCGUCGCUGCCGCAGAAGUACCUGGAGCCAGCAGCGAUUUGAAGGCCGAGAAGAAAAAGAAGAAGAGUAAGAAGGACAAGCAUGCCGAAGAUGCCGCCGCGCAACCAGAGACAGAAGUCCCCGCAGUAGAGGGUAAGCCGGAGAAGAAACAUAAGAAGAAGAAGCAUCACGAUGCGGAAGUUGCAGCCACAGAAGAGGUCCACACCCCGGCUACAGCGGAUGGCGAGAAGAAGAAGAAGAGCAAGAAGAAGCACAAGGAAACCGAAGCGAUAGAAAUUGCAGAGCGACCUAAGAAGUCCAAGAAGGACGAGACCGCCGUUGAGCCCGAGGAGGAUGCUUCACCCGCCGACCCUGACGCUAUGGAUGUUGACAUGCCUCCUCCCGCCAAACCUUCAAAGUCGAGCAGCAACAUUUACCAACCACCCGAUAUCCCCGCGAACCCUCAAUUCCCCUUCUUCACACAGACCGUCUCACUCUACGAGCCUCUUUUCCCCAUUGGCUGGGCGCAGCCUGUCACAAGCUGCCAGCAACAGCACCUCUCACAUCUCCGAAACAAGUACGUGCCUUCGCUGCGCGGUGUUCUCCUCGACUACAAGAAUGUCGCUUUCGGCGAAAACCCUGGACGAAAGGGUGCGGCUACGGAUGAUGAGUCGCCGGCGACUGUCAUGGCCAAGGGCGAGUCUGCUGUUGGCUUCGGCUGGAUUACUGCUGAUGUUGAUCUUUUCGUGCCGAGUCGCGGUGCUUGGAUGGAGGGUAGUGUCAAUCUGCAAACUGAGGGACACAUUGGUGUUGUUUGCUUUGGCAAGUUCAACGCUUCAAUUGAAGCUCGUCGACUUCCUCCCGACUGGAAGUGGGUUCCCAACGAAUCCCCCGAGGCACAGGGCUUCGAGGAAACCGCUUCAGUCAUCACCGCCGACGAUCACGGCGUGGUUCGUCAAAUCCACAGCACCGGUUUCUGGGCCGACGGCAACGGCGACAAAGUUAAGGGCAAGAUUCGCUUCCGGAUACGUAACUUCGACGUCGGCACCAGCGGUGAGACCAGCUAUCUCAGCUUGGAGGGUACAAUGCUGGACAAGGCCGGUGAGAAGGCCGUUGUAGCUGAAGAGGCAGAGACAGCCAAGAUGCGAAAGGGCAAGAAGGGCAGCCAGCGCGCCCAGCGAAGACGUAUUCCCGAGUUCGCAAUGACUCGCUUCGCUGUAGAGGGAGAGGAGCAGACGGAGGAUAACGAGGCGGAGAAGCGCGAGGUGUUGGCGCUGCCCGAGGAUCUGUAAAAAGAAAGAAAGGCAUGGGACUAUAGGGAGCCAGGAGUUGUGUGAUACCUCGAUUUAAUGACGAACACUGUUAUCAAAAAGUUUGCGCUAAUGCUAAAAGAUCGCUGCCUUUGUCGUUACAAAGGAUCCUGCCCAGUACUUAUAUACAAAAUCGACCCAAUCCUUAACGCCAAAUACGUGAUACAUAAAGACUGCUCAUGCAGCAGCCUUGACCAUAGGCUCCCAUGGUCGAGCCAAGUUCCAGAGAUAUACUUCUCCGACGGGCUCUUCGCCCAAAGCCUUGACGAGAAUGUGUUGAAAGAGAGGGACGUUGGAGAAGAGAGGCGCAACGGGGGAGAUCGAUCCUCGAUCCCAACCCGGAGAAAGACCAUGCACCCAUGAAGGCUGUCGGACGAAAUCCUCGACUUUAUCGUGAUACGCAUCCCAGUCACCAGAGUGAUCAUUCACAACCACCUGAAAUCUGACACCCUGAAUAUCAACCGUGAUGCGCUGCACCAUACUCGGAAAUCCAGCCUCAGCACCCGAACUCAGAAUCCAAGUGUAAUCCGUCUGAUCACCGUUGCUCUCCCAAUCAUACCAAACCUGUGUCCCCAUUUCAGAAAAGUCAUUGAGAACGAGACGACCUUCCGCAUCAAAGCUCAGUUCGCAGUGUCGUGCGUCAAUACCUGGCAGCGAAGGCAGAACAACAUCGCAUGUUGAAGGAUCGGAACCGAGAACGAAAGACCCAGGGCGUUUGGGGGCUUUGUCGAAAGAUAGUUUGAUAGCGCGAGAGGGACGGCUGCCGAGGAGGUUUGGGAGGCGAGAGAGCAAAGUUGGGGAUGAGGUUGUUUGCACGGCGCGGGAGAUGUUGGAGGGCAGAUGUGUCGUUUUGUCAGCGAGAGAGUUUCGCGCUGUGGGGACUAGCCAGGCGAUGAUGUCGGACAUGAUGAUUAUAAAAGAUUGAAGUUGAGAGAGUGGUGUUGUAGAGAGGGUAUAUGGUGAGUUGACCAAAGAUGGUAGUGGUGGUAUAGUAUUUACAAGGCUCAAACGAGAGAAGCCGAAUACUCAAGAUUGGUAUGAAGAUUUAGUUGUGAUAGAAUGAAACGAAGAAAGCAUGCUGAAAAAAAGGCUGUCGAG
Molecule: messenger RNA, 2591 nt
Organism: Fusarium verticillioides 7600
Lineage: Eukaryota; Fungi; Ascomycota; Sordariomycetes; Hypocreales; Nectriaceae
Product: DNA-directed RNA polymerase I subunit RPA43
Exons: 1
Coding region: 87-1475 (462 amino acids)
Biological process (GO): DNA-templated transcription initiation
Cellular component (GO): RNA polymerase I complex
Source: RefSeq, a predicted model, not a curated record